GAACCAAACACUACAGGGAGACCCUUAAUAAAAACGAGCGGCCCUGAAAGAAACAGAGAGCCUCUUCUUCAUUUCAAAUAAUCCUGAACGGAAGCCAUGGCCAGCUUCACCAUGAUUUCUCUCUCUAACCCAGCCUCCGGUGUCGCCUCCGACUUUCAUCAUCAACAAUGUCCCAAAUGGCGACUCCGAGCUUCUUCUACUUCUUCUUCCUCUGCUGCUGCUGCUCCCGGCGUCGACCUCAAAACCCUCGAAUCCGCUAUCGAAAAGAAAGACAGCGGUGCAGUUAAAGAGGCGCUGGAUCAGCUAAGGGAAGCUGGGUGGGCUAAGAAGUGGAGUUCUCAGCCAUAUGUCUCUCGGCGUACGACAUCUCUUCGGGAACUGACAUCUCUUGGGAUCAAGAAUGCCGAAACUCUUGCGGUUCCGAGCGUCAGAAAUGAUGCGGCAUUUCUAUUCACCGUUGUGGGGACAACCGGAUUCAUAGGUCUUCUUGCUGGCCAGCUUCCAGGGGAUUGGGGCUUUUUUGUGCCAUAUUUGGUUGGGAGCAUCUCUCUAGUAGUUUUGGGUGUGGGAAGCACUGCCCCUGGGCUUCUUCAAGCUGCCAUAUCUAGCUUUUCAUCAUUUUUCCCAGAUUACCAGGAGAGAAUUGCUAGUCAUGAAGCUGCUCAUUUUUUAGUUGCGUAUUUGCUGGGUCUCCCUAUUCUGGGUUAUUCUCUAGAUAUUGGGAAAGAGCAUGUCAAUCUCAUUGAUCAAAGGCUGGAAAAGCUGAUAUACAGUGGGCAGCUUGAUGCAAAGGAACUAGACAGGUUGGCUGUGGUAGCAAUGGCUGGACUCGCAGCAGAAGGUCUGAAGUAUGACAAAGUGAUUGGUCAAUCUGCUGAUCUCUUCACUCUUCAGAGAUUUAUCAACAGAAGCAAGCCACAGCUUAGCAAAGAUCAGCAACAAAAUCUUACUAGAUGGGCUGUUUUGUUUGCUGGAUCCCUCAUAAAAAACGACAAGGCAAUGCAUGAAGCUCUGAUAGCAGCAAUGACAAAGAAAGCAACUAUAUUGGAAUGUAUUGAAGCAAUCGAGACAGCUGCUUAGUGCUACAGCAGCCUCUUGAAGGAGAUUCACUUUCACACGGGUCAUGCCUUUUCCAAGUUGGUGAAUGACCCUUUUUGUACACUCUUUUUCAUUCUUCCUUCGCUACUAAGAUAUGUGUAUAAAUUUAGCAAGUUACCUUUACCCUAGCUGCUACAUAAUAAGAUAUUCAUUCUGUAUCUAAGCCCUCCAAUUAAGAUGGUGUGCAACAAAGAUAAUAUAAAAGAUAUGUGUAAAGGUUUUCAUGA
Messenger RNA from Rosa rugosa (rugosa rose), 1325 nucleotides. RefSeq lists its product as uncharacterized. Gene Ontology annotation, biological process: proteolysis. The record is from RefSeq and is a predicted model, not a curated record. Bases 97 to 1080 code for a protein of 327 amino acids. The transcript has 10 exons. Gene Ontology annotation, molecular function: ATP-dependent peptidase activity; metalloendopeptidase activity; ATP binding. NCBI's taxonomy places the organism in Eukaryota, Viridiplantae, Streptophyta, Magnoliopsida, Rosales, Rosaceae.